This is a messenger RNA of Penicillium oxalicum, 192 nucleotides long. RefSeq lists its product as uncharacterized. Lineage: Eukaryota; Fungi; Ascomycota; Eurotiomycetes; Eurotiales; Aspergillaceae. The transcript has a single exon. The record is from RefSeq and is a predicted model, not a curated record. The coding region runs from base 1 to 192 and encodes 63 amino acids.
AUGCUACAUGAUUCAUGUGGCAUUAAUAAUCACAAUCGCACCAAUGCAGGGGUGUCAAGCCCCGCCGAUAGUGCCGGCAUGGAGCAGUGGAUGCUGAAACAGUCUAUCAAUCUGCCGGCUAGGCCGGCUCGGCUGGCCUAUGACAAGGUUCCAAGAUUAUCAUGGUUAAAUAAUCAGGACCACUCCUGUUAA